Messenger RNA from Bolinopsis microptera, 728 nucleotides. RefSeq lists its product as uncharacterized. The transcript has 7 exons. Bases 316 to 723 code for a protein of 135 amino acids. Lineage: Eukaryota; Metazoa; Ctenophora; Tentaculata; Lobata; Bolinopsidae. The record is from RefSeq and is a predicted model, not a curated record.
AUAUCAGUUUUAGAUGGCAGAUGGAAACAAAGGUGAAGGCACUACACGUAAAGGAAGUGGAUCCAAGGAAGAAGAGGAGGACGAGGUCAACGUUCAGUUGAUAGCUUCAGACAGCGAUGAGUCAGAUGACGAGCCUCCCCGAAUGCAGUGAUUCGCUCUCAGCAGGAUCCAGACAGAGGUGACAUCAGACUAUCCACGAUCGAAGGUGAAAUCCCAGUAUCACCCAUUACCGGUGACACCCCGGUCCAGCCUAGUGUCCGCUUCACUGAGGACACCACAGAACGGGAUCCCAGGAUACUUACUGAAGAGGAGGAAAUGGGGGCGGCUGGUUUAGAAAUGUUACCUAGUCGGACAAGACACAGUUCAAAGAAAAGGAGAGAAACUAAGCAGGAGGUAGGUGAAACUGGUGAUCAACCUGGACCGUCACAAGAUGGAGAUGUGGAGAUGCGUCCCGUCUCCUCUGGUAGUCUCAAACGUACCACCUCCAGUCGGCGCAGCGUGCGGGGCACUCUCAAAGCCCGCAGUCGGCGCAGCGUAAAACGGGGGCCUGGCGAGAGUUUGAACAUUAUGGAUAGGAGGACACUCAGAAGGGAGGAACUCAAUCAGAUGGAGCAGUUUGAGAUAAAGAGUUUGCCUCUUUGUACCUGGUUGGGGUACAAUAUAUCCUUAACCGUGCAGAGAUCGUGGCAGAAAUUCACGGAGGGCCUUAACGAUUACAAGUAAGGACU